AUGGCCUUCGACACCCUCAGACUCAUCCUCCUAGCAAUCAAGUUCAUCACCCCAUACGCCCUCUCCGCCCUCCUCGAUCAACUCCGCAUCGUCAUUCACAAGCACACCUACAACCCCGUCGACUCGCCCAAGAACAUCAUCGUCGUAGGCGGAUCGUUCGCGGGGAUUCAGGUCGCGCAGAGAUUGGCGAAUAGCGUACCGACGGGUUAUAGAGUUGUUCUGAUCGAGAGGAACUCGCAUUUUAACUAUACUUUCAAUUUUCCCAGGUAUACCGUUUUGCAGGGGCAUGAGCGGCUCGCUUUCAUCCCGUACGACCAUAUCGCGAAGAGCCUGCCGGUGGGUAGUCUCGGACAUGUACGUGGAUCGGUUGCGGAUGUUAAGAGCGAUGUGGUACUUCUGCAGUCUGGGGAACAGAUCCCGUACGACUUCCUGGUGAUGGCGACGGGGUGUAGUCAGAGUCCUCCGGCAAAGUUGAGCGCCACUGAUCGUGGAGAGGCUUGUCAGGAGCUGCGAGCGUACCAGCAAGCUAUCGAGGCCGCUGGGCGAGUUGCUGUCGUUGGAGGCGGUGCUGUUGGUGUCGAGCUGGUGGCGGACGUUAAGAGUUAUUAUCCUGAUAAGCAGGUGACGCUGAUCCAUUCUCGAAAUCAGCUUCUUCCGAGGUUUGGGCCGAGAUUGCAUACGCAUGUCUUGGGUAGUUUGGAGAAGCUUGGGGUGGAGGUUCUGCUUGAUGAGAGGCCCGAGAUGCGACAUGGCCAGACCGAGAAUGGAGAAAAGGGGUCGACGUCGCUCACCCUGAGAGAUGGCUCCGUCGUCGACUAUGAUAUCGUAAUCCCCUGCACCCGCCAAACACCACACUCCAGCAUCCUCUCAACCCUCACCCCAGACGCCAUCUGCACGUCCACAAGCCGGAUCUUAGUCCACCCAACCCUGCAGGUCUCCACUAAACAGAAGACUGCGACAAACAUCUUCGCCCUCGGCGACGUAGCAGAAACAGGAGGACCCAAGAUGGCCCGGGCGGCGUUCUUCCAAGCCUCCGUCGUGCAGAAGAACAUCCUGUCGAGGAUCCGAGGGAGGAAACCAUCGGCAGUCUACAAACCACAGCCUACGAUCGAGGGCUCGCUGAAGUUGACGAUUGGGAAGACGGAGGUGGUGACAUACUGCCAGCCUGAGAAGGGCGCCGAGAUCCUGCUGACGAACAACAAGGGUAGAGAUGACUUGGAAGUCGAGAGGGCGUGGAGGUUCUACGGCGCCGAUAUUCGCGAUGUGAAGUCUCAUUGA
This is a messenger RNA of Zasmidium cellare ATCC 36951, 1278 nucleotides long. RefSeq lists its product as uncharacterized. The coding region runs from base 1 to 1278 and encodes 425 amino acids. The transcript is spliced from 3 exons. Lineage: Eukaryota; Fungi; Ascomycota; Dothideomycetes; Mycosphaerellales; Mycosphaerellaceae. Gene Ontology annotation, cellular component: cytoplasm. Gene Ontology annotation, molecular function: flavin adenine dinucleotide binding; electron-transferring-flavoprotein dehydrogenase activity. The record is from RefSeq and is a predicted model, not a curated record.